This is a messenger RNA of Zea mays, 3826 nucleotides long. RefSeq names its product receptor-like serine/threonine-protein kinase ALE2. Gene Ontology annotation, molecular function: protein kinase activity; ATP binding. NCBI's taxonomy places the organism in Eukaryota, Viridiplantae, Streptophyta, Magnoliopsida, Poales, Poaceae. The record is from RefSeq and is a predicted model, not a curated record. The transcript has 13 exons. The coding region runs from base 574 to 3537 and encodes 987 amino acids. Gene Ontology annotation, biological process: protein phosphorylation.
AAACAACCAGAAACCUCCCCUUCCGCCUGACCCCUCUCCCCGCUGCGUCCCCCGAACGGCGAACGCUGCCAUCCCAUCCUGCCGUUUGCCGCCGCAAAACUCAUCGUUUUUUUUUUAAAAUACCUGGCGCCUGAUCACGGAAAGGGACGGCAACAAAUCGCCGUGCGCCAGCGGCCAGCGCACAGCCGAGCUCCAGAGAGGAGGCGGAGCUGCGGGGGACGGGGGGAGACGGAGGAGGUCCCGGCGUCCCGCGCCUCCCCGAUUGGACAACUUAAUGACCCCUAGUCCCUAGUAGCAAGUCGGCUUUGUGCGCGCGUGCUCUGCUGCCCACCCGGCCGCCCCAUUUGUUUACUGGGUGUCUGGGUCCAGUCCCCGCCCCGAAUCUUUUCCCUCCUCCCGCACCCCAGGCCGCAGCAGCAGCACCGGCGCACCGCCACCCACUCGCCCCGCCUCCGUGCCCGCGCAACUCGCGCCUGCAGCGUGUGGGAGAUGUGAUCGGAGCCCGGCCGUCGGUUCGAGUGUUUUCUUCUGCCUCUGGGCUGUGGCGCGGGGAGGAGGCAAGCUGGCGGUGAGAUGGGUCGGUGCGGAGGAGGAAGCGGAGCAGGAGCAGGAGGGGGAGCUUUGGGCGGCUGUGCUCUCCUCACCGCCGCCUUGGUUAUCUCAACGCUCGUGAUCCAGGGCGCUGGAGGAUCUAAGCAAUCUCAUGCACCUGCUGUUGCUCGCAAGGUUCUUCUAUCCAUAACGAAUUGGCACCCACACAAUUACUUGGAUGAUGUACUUCAUCCAUCACAAGUACAAGAUCAAAGGCUCGAACGUUUAGGCCAAGAUGCCCCAUCAUUUCAUACUGGCAAUGAACUUCCAAAUCCUCAUCUCCGUCAAGUACCUGCUGCUUUGCCAUCUCUUCCAGUUCAACCAUAUGCGCCUCAUCCUAAAAUUUCUGCUGACAAUCCAACCGCUGCACCUUCUUUUCAAAAGAUACCCUGGUUGUCAUUGACUUCACCGCCUUUGCCUGCAAUUGGGCGACGAAUGCAAAGUCCAGCAGCUUCUCCAGAAACAGCAGUUCAUCCAGCUAAACAUGGCAAGGAUCAUGGAACUCCAGUUUCAGCACCUUCAAAUGUUAGUCAUCACCAUGCGAUGCCUGCGAAUAAUACACAUGGAAAAACUCAUGGAACUCCAGUUUUGGCACCAGAAAAGAGAAGGCAUCACCACUUGCCUGCAAAUAAUUCAUAUGUGAAAGGACCUGCUGUUUCUCCCUCAAAGUCUCCCAUCAUCCACAGGAAAGGACAUGGUGUUCCAGUUGCUGCACCUCCAAAAGAACACUGGAGCUAUUUACCACCUGCAAAUCGUAGACACCACAAAGGUUCUCGUCCUGCUCCACGUAAAAGUAACAAUACUUCUGCACCAAGCCAUGUAUAUCCUGGUAGUCCUGCACCUGCACCUGAACGUUUGCCUCCAUCAAAAGGAAAGGGGCAAGGAAAUUCUGCUCAUGCUCCACGCCAUCCCAAUCAUUACCAUUCGCCAUCAUAUUCUCCAGGAUCAGCUCUACCACCUGCGCAUCCACCUGACGCUCCUGCAUUUAGAAAGCCCAAGGCUUUGGCACCAGCGCCUAGUCAAUCGCUGCUACCUCCACCAACAAAUUCAUACUGCACGGCACCCUGCUCAGAUCCUCUGACCAAUAGUCCUCCAGGAAUGACAUGCCUCUGUGUGUUGCCAAUAAAAGUUGAGCUUCGCUUUGGUAUAGCAUUGUACACGUUCUUUACACUUGUUCCUGAACUUGCACAAGAUAUUGCAUCUGGAGUGUUCAUGAAUCAAAGUCAAGUUCGUGUUAUGGGGGCAAAUGCUGCACCUGAUGACCCUGAAAAGACAAUCGUCUUUAUUGAUCUUGUGCCACUGGGACCAAAAUUUGACAAUGCGACAGCAUUUUUAGUAUUUGAAAGGUUUUGUAAUAAGCAGGUCAUCAUAAACCCUAUGGAUUUUGGAAAGUAUGACGUAUUGUAUGUUCUUUACCAAGGUCUCCCUCCGUCACCACCAGCAGCAAGCAUGAACAAUGGUCUUAGCAAUGUUAAUGAUCCAAGUUUACAUCCGCUUGCUGCCGAUGUGGUAAAUCAUAAGGAAAGAAAAGGCAGGGGCAUAAUUAUAAUUAUUAUUCUAUCAAGUGCUUUUGCUUUUAUUUUAUGUGCUGGAGCUGCACUGGUGGUUUAUUUCAAGCUUAGAAACCGCAGCCAUUUAACUGAAGCAUCACCUGUGCCAACAAAACCUGCAGGUCCUGGUUCUGCAAUGUUGGGGAACAGGCUAGAAAGCAGACCUAUUUCGGCAUCACCAUCCUUCAGCUCAAGUUUGGUGGCAUAUAAAGGAACUGCCAAAACGUUUAAUCUGGUUGAGAUGGAGAGAGCCACACUAGGAUUUGAUGAGUCCAGAAUUAUUGGGGAGGGUGGUUUUGGGCGUGUCUAUGAAGGUAUUCUUGAGGAUGGAGAGCGGGUUGCUAUCAAGGUUUUAAAACGGGACGAUCAGCAAGGUACCCGGGAGUUUUUGGCUGAGGUUGAGAUGCUUAGCCGAUUGCAUCACAGGAACUUGGUUAAGCUGAUAGGUAUAUGCACAGAGGGGCAUAGCCGAUGUUUGGUAUAUGAGCUUGUUCCAAAUGGCAGUGUGGAAUCUCACUUGCAUGGAUCAGAUAAGGGAGCCGCUCGGUUUGACUGGGACGCUAGGCUCAAAAUCGCACUAGGUGCAGCACGUGGACUUGCAUAUUUGCAUGAAGAUUCAAGCCCACGUGUCAUACACCGCGAUUUCAAGUCCAGCAACAUCUUACUGGAACAUGACUUCACCCCAAAGGUGUCGGACUUCGGCUUAGCAAGGACAGCUCUGGGUGAGGGAAACGAGCAUAUUUCAACUCGUGUUAUGGGAACUUUUGGGUACGUUGCACCUGAAUAUGCAAUGACUGGCCAUCUUCUGGUAAAGAGUGAUGUUUACAGCUACGGCGUAGUUCUCCUUGAGCUCCUUACAGGGAUGAAACCGGUGGAUAUGUUAAGGCCUCCUGGGCAGGAGAACUUGGUGGCAUGGGCUGGUUCGCUUCUGACAAGCAGGGAUGGUCUGGAAUCGAUCGUAGAUCCUUCACUCGGGAGCAGCAUUCCGUUCGACAGCAUCGCAAGAGUAGCAGCCAUUGCUUCUAUGUGUGUCCAGCCUGAGGUGGACCAGCGCCCGUUCAUGGGCGAAGUAGUCCAAGCUCUAAAGCUGGUGUGCGACGAAGGCAGCGAGUUCAACGGAUCCACGAGCUUUAGCCAAGAUCUGCGUAUCCAGGAUGUUGAGGCUAUGAGUAGAGCGAGUGGGGAUGUAGACUUCGUUGACCCAACGCUAUCUGCCGAGCUGUUCACCUCAUCAGCGCGUUAUGAUGCUAUGGAUGCCUCUGGUUCUUUCCGAAGAUACUCGAGUUCAGGUCCUCUGAGAGUAGGGAGAGCUGGACUGGACAAAGAGAGGGGGCUGUCAACAGGCAGCUCAAGUGAGCACGUUGGGCUACAAAGGUUUAGAAUUGAUUCAGAAUAGUCAGCCUGCAUCCUGCAAGCAGCUUAUCAUGAUUGGGAGUGCAGAACUAGACUUCUUCGGAAGCUUAAACUAGACUUCGCACAGAUUUUUUGUACAGUUCUAGAGAUGUGUAGAUGCCUUUAGGAAAAAGAGGUGUACACAAGCGAGUUUUUCAGCUUUAAUCCCCCACGGUCCGUAAUAGGUUUUGCCGUUGCAGCACGUUCAAGGCGCUCGUGCACGCACUGUCACCAUUUUUUGAGUUCAAUGGGGGAAAAAACCCUAUCCUGAUUGGCCGCAACCUUUGCAUUUA